UUUGCAAGAAAAAAAGAAGAGGGACAAUUAUGGAAAAUAUUAAAUUUUCAUCAGCCAUAUUUCUUUUGGUUUUACAAACAACAAUAUUUCUUGUGUCUGCUUAUGAUCCCAGCCCUCUCCAAGACUUCUGUGUAGCCAUUGAUGAACCCAAAUCUGCUGUAUUUGUGAACGGAAAGUUCUGCAAGGAUCCGAACCAUGUGAAUGCGGACGACUUCUUCUUUUCGGGACUCGACGUUGUGGGCGAACCAAACAAACAGGGUUCAAACGUGACUCAAGUUAACGUAGGCAACUUAAAAGGACUCAACACUUUAGGCAUCUCCUUGGCCCGCCUCGACUUCGCUCCAUAUGGGCUUAAUCCGCCCCACACCCACCCGCGAGCCACCGAAAUUCUUGUAGUGAUCGAAGGCAGUUUGCACGUCGGGUUCGUGACGUCAAACCCGAACAAACUCUUCACCAAAGUGCUUAACAAAGGAGAUGUGUUUGUGUUUCCGAUCGGGCUCAUUCACUUCCAGCUGAACGUCGGGCAUGGCCCGGCCCUUGCUUUUGCGGGACUUAGCAGCCAAAAUGCAGGUGUUAUUACAAUUGCUGAUGCUGUGUUUAACUCUGAUCCCAUGAUCUCUCUUGAUGUGCUCACCAAGGCCUUCCAAGUUGACAAGAAUGUUAUUCAAUAUCUUCAGAAGCAAUUUAAGUGAGGGAAAUUAUGGAAUAGUUUCAAAGAUAUGUGCUUUUAAAUUAUAUAUGCACCCAUAAGUUACUAGUUAUGUGUUGUGUUGUUGCUGUGUUUCUCAAAUUUCAAAGUGAAUAAAGCGGGUUGCAAUAUUAAUUA
Momordica charantia (bitter melon) is the source of this 826-nucleotide messenger RNA. Its product is annotated as germin-like protein subfamily 1 member 17. NCBI's taxonomy places the organism in Eukaryota, Viridiplantae, Streptophyta, Magnoliopsida, Cucurbitales, Cucurbitaceae. The record is from RefSeq and is a predicted model, not a curated record. Gene Ontology annotation, molecular function: manganese ion binding.